Biomphalaria glabrata is the source of this 1332-nucleotide messenger RNA. Its product is annotated as putative methyltransferase DDB_G0268948. Gene Ontology annotation, molecular function: S-adenosylmethionine-dependent methyltransferase activity. Bases 1 to 909 code for a protein of 302 amino acids. The record is from RefSeq and is a predicted model, not a curated record. The transcript has 7 exons. NCBI's taxonomy places the organism in Eukaryota, Metazoa, Mollusca, Gastropoda, Planorbidae.
AUGUCUGGGGAACUACCAUGGUGUGACCAGUACCUUGUUGGGAACACUGCUGUAUUAGGGCCAGUACCUUGUUUGGAACACUGCGAAAUCUUUCCCAAAACUGGACCGGAAACAGAUGAAGUCAUUCAUUCGUUUUACACAGGGAAACAGAUGGCCCGAAGUUACGCUGCGUACAGACCUCGCUACCCUGCAGACAUUUUUGACACAAUUAUGUCAUAUCAUGAGCAAAUCAUAACCAGUGGCCAUCAACUGGCCGUAGAUGUCUGCUGUGGUACUGGACAGUCCACUCUACCCCUGACGAAACUGUUUCACCAAGUGGUUGGUGUGGAUGUAAGCGAGGACCAGAUAGAAAACAUGCCCAAGGGAAUACCCAAUCUGACAACGUAUGUUGGACUCGCUGAGGAUUUGAACAUGAUUGAGUCUGGAACUGUUGACCUCGUCACCAUCGCCACUGGACUUCACUGGGUCAACACGAAAAAGUUUUUACUGGAAGCCAAACGUGUAUUGAAGCCUGGAGGAACUUUUGCAGCCUACACCUGGCUGAUGGACCAGUUGGAUGAUGCCGAAGCUAACAAAUAUUACAGACAGGCUUUCGCACUAUUCAAAGACUACUAUACAUCAAGGCCAAUGCUUGCCAUGGAGAAAUAUCAGUCAAUAGAGUUUCCAUUUAAUAACAUACGAAGGUUUGAUAUCCCAAUGAGAGAAGAGAUGAGCAUUGAUCAGUUUGUAGGCUGCAUCCAAUCCAUCCAUGCCACCAACUUGUACUACCAAGAUCAUCCUGGCACCACCGUUCUGGAGGAGAUACGCUCAAAAAUGACGUCACUACUGAGUGCUGAUGGGAAGAGAGAUACUGAGGUCAAAGUUCAAAUGACCAAACAUUUUUUCUUGCUGCUUGGAAGAAACAAAUAAUUUGUCUUUUCGCUCGAGAAAGUUUGCAGCGCACGUAUAAAAAACAUUCACACACACACAGAGACAAUCGCUAAGACACAUACAUAGCGUAGACACAAGUUUACAUAAACACACACAAGCUUAUAUAAAUACAUUCACAUUUUUACGAAAAGCAUAAAAAACGCAUACACAAGCCUACACAGACACACAUACGCUUGCUCAAAACAGACACAACGCACACAGUUAAACACAAACACACUGUGGUGGAAUAAGUCCUCCGAUCGGUCUGUUUGCACUUUCCGAUGGGGAUGAUGGCCUGCGACUCCUAGGGGGUAAAGUCUUAGAGCCACAACGUGGUAAAUAUUUUGUUGGUAUUAUAUAGGCACAUAGACAGACACAAGCAAAACGCAAAGCUUAAUGAUUUUGUGGAAGAACAAAUAUUUA